This is a messenger RNA of Mesorhabditis belari, 852 nucleotides long. Lineage: Eukaryota; Metazoa; Nematoda; Chromadorea; Rhabditida; Rhabditidae. The record is from the annotation of a GenBank genome assembly.
AUGUUUCGUGCGCUAACCUCAACUCGAUCUGCGUUUGUUUAUGGAGCGCAAGUGGCACGACUCUCGACAGCUAAAGCACACGAGAUGAUUCACGUUGAACGAGUCGGCUUGAAUGGAAACGUCGGACUUAUCAAGCUGAACAGGCCAAAAGCUCUCAACGCGCUGUGCGGUCAAUUGAUGAGCGAACUUCGAGUUGCAUUGAGAGAAUUCGAUGAUGAUGAUAAAAUUGGAGCCAUUAUUCUCACUGGAAACGAGAAAGCUUUCGCGGCUGGAGCCGAUAUCAAAGAAAUGAUUAACAAGGAUUUUGCUUCAACGUAUAGUGGCCGUUUCCUUGAGGAAUGGACAGCAGUUAGCGACACGAGAAAACCAGUCAUUGCUGUUGUAAAUGGAUACGCUCUAGGUGGUGGCUGUGAGUUGGCAAUGAUGUGCGAUAUUAUUUAUGCUGGUGAAAAUGCUUUCUUUGGCCAACCUGAAAUUAAUAUUGGAACUAUCCCUGGUGCCGGCGGUUCGCAGCGUCUCACACGCGCUGUUGGCAAAUCGCUGUCAAUGGAAAUGAACUUGACCGGAAAUCGCAUUGACGCAAAACAAGCCCUUACAUCGGGCCUUGUUUCAAAGGUCUAUCCCACGGAUGAAGUCGUGAAUAAAGCUAUUGAAUUAGGCGAAAAGAUUGCUGCUCAAUCACCGCUCAUUGUUGCGAUGUGUAAGGAAGCGGUCAAUUCGGCCUAUGAAAUGACUCUUCGUGAAGGCUUGCAUUUUGAACGUCGUCUUUUCCACAAUACUUUUGCAACAAAAGACCGCAAGGAGGGAAUGAGUGCUUUUGCUGAGAAACGCAAGCCAACUUGGACUUCUUCC